AUGGAGUUUUCAAAUACUAUAACCUGUAGUCAUUACAGCAAUAAGCAGAAAAUACUUCUAGUUGGAGAAGGAGACUUCUCCUUUUCUUUAUGUCUAGCCAAGGCUUUUGGUUCGGCUACUAACAUCACUGCAACUUCUCUUGAUACUCGAGAGGAGUUAGAGCAGAAGUACAAGGAUGCCAAGAAUAACGUAGAAGAGUUGGAGCGACGUGGGUGCACCGUGAUUCAUGGUGUUAAUGUUCACUCCAUGGAUAAAGAUCAUCGCGUAGUCCGGUCGAUUGUGUAUGAUAUAAUCAUAUUCAAUUUCCCUCAUGCAGGGCAACACCAAGAAGUGGUGAAAGGCUUUUUCCUAAGUGCCAAAGAGUUGGUUGAUGCCAGUGGAGAGAUUCAUGUAACCCAUAAGAUAGCACAUCCAUUUACCAGUUGGAAUAUCAAGACUCUUGGUGAAGAAAAGGGUUUGAAUUGUGUCAGAGAAAAAGAAUUUUAUACGUUUCAAUAUCCAGGUUACUCCAACAAGAGGGGAAGUGGAAGUAACUGUGACUCUAGCUUCCCUGUUGGAUUAUCUUCGACUUUCAUGUUUAAGAAGAAGCCCUGGUAUGAAAGUGUGUUUUGGGCAGGUUCAUUUGAGUUUUAUUUAUAUGUGUGGGCUAGAAACGAAGCCGAGCCUAAGAAGGCUUCUGCAUCUCUUUAAAUUUUCUGCAAUUUCAAUAAAAUUUCAUAUUAACGAACUGUUGAUUGAUUAUUUAAUCGUGGGAAUUUAUCAAACAACUAAAAUUAGUACAACAAGUACAACCAUUAUCCUAAACCAUUAUUUAAUAUUGGUACAAAAGGUAUUUUUUAGUACAACCAUUAUCCUAAACGAUUAAUAUUUACAAAAGUAAUGGUUGUACUGGUUGUACUAAUAUUGGUACAAAAGGUAUUUUUUUUGUCAGCAUAACUCUUCCAACGAUUAAUAUUUACAAAAGUAAUGGUUGUACUGGUUGUACUAAUAUUAAAUAUUAAUCGUUGGAAGAGUUAUGCUGACAAAAAAAAAAUAGACAGUCUAGGAACAAAUCAG
This is a messenger RNA of Brassica napus (rape), 1056 nucleotides long. RefSeq lists its product as uncharacterized. The record is from RefSeq and is a predicted model, not a curated record. Gene Ontology annotation, molecular function: rRNA (uridine-N3-)-methyltransferase activity. Lineage: Eukaryota; Viridiplantae; Streptophyta; Magnoliopsida; Brassicales; Brassicaceae. Gene Ontology annotation, biological process: rRNA base methylation. Bases 1 to 690 code for a protein of 229 amino acids. The transcript is spliced from 3 exons. Gene Ontology annotation, cellular component: cytoplasm.